GGUAGUGACGGGGAAGUGGCUUGUUUGUCGUCGCCGUUUUUGCUGGUUCGCAAACUUUUAACUUGGUCCAUGUAGUGGUCGGGGCCUGAAAGAUGGCCCAGCCAACCGUGGUGAAAGAGGGAUGGCUGCAGAAGAGAGGUGAAUACAUCAAGAAUUGGCGGCCUCGAUGGUUUCAGCUGAGAAGCGAUGGAACUUUCCAUGGUUACAAAACGAAACCCGGCCCCGGAGAUGAGCCUCUCAACAACUUCACUGUCGCAAAAUGCCAGCUGAUGAAGUCAGACAAGACGAAAAAGAAUGCUUUCAUUAUUCGAUGUCUGCAGUGGACCACGUUCGUGGAGCGGACGUUCUGUGUCGAUACGCCUGAUGAGCGUGACCUAUGGAUGGAAUGUAUAAAAAAAACUGCUGCUGCCAUUACGGAUUUGGAGGGAGAUCAACCCCCACCGGUUGGUAAGGAUAUCGAGGGUGAGCGCACCAUCGAUGAUUUCGAGAUGCUGAAGGUCUUGGGUAAGGGUACGUUCGGCAAAGUCAUGCUCGGCAAGGAUAAGCAUACUGGUGAAGUGUUUGCCAUCAAGAUCUUGAAGAAAGAAGUGAUCGUCGCCAAGGAUGAAGUAGCUCACACGAUGACUGAGAAUCGUGUCCUUCAGUCUGCCAGCCAUCCGUUCCUGACGUCUCUAAGGUACUCGUUCCAGACCAAGGAACGACUGUGCUUCGUCAUGGAGUAUGUCAAUGGUGGUGAGCUGUUCUUCCACUUGUCCAGAGAGCGAGUGUUUACUGAGGAGCGAACUCGAUUUUAUGGUGCUGAGAUCACUCUGGCCAUCAAGUACCUGCACGAGCUGGGCAUCGUCUAUCGUGACUUGAAACUGGAGAAUCUUCUAUUGGACAGCGAGGGCCAUAUCAAAAUCACAGACUUUGGUCUGUGCAAGGAAGAGAUCACGUAUGGUGCCACCACGAAAACAUUCUGCGGCACGCCUGAGUACCUAGCACCGGAAGUACUCGAGGACAACGACUACGGACGUGCUGUGGACUGGUGGGGUCUUGGUGUUGUUAUGUACGAGAUGAUGUGCGGCCGAUUGCCGUUCUACAACCGCGACCACGAGGUGCUGUUCGAGCUCAUCCUGAUGGAGGAGGUCAAGUUCCCGGCGCGCAUCUCCGAGCUGGCACGCUCUUUACUCAGUGGUCUGCUCAUCAAGGAUCCCAACAACCGUCUUGGCGGCGGCAGCAAGGAUGCCGAGGACAUCAUGUCGCAUGAGUUCUACGGUGCAAUCGACUUCAAACAGCUGUACGACCGCAAGGUCGACCCGCCUUUCAGGCCCAACAUCACAUCCGCAACAGAUACACAGUACUUUGACGAGGACUUCACCAGUGAACCUGUCAACCUCACACCUCCCGAGACAACAGAGUCCAACGUACAUUUCGAGGAGUUUAACCAGACAAAUUAUUGAACAGUCGCAACGCUGGAGACCAUCAUUCUUUUCUGCUUUUAUUUUUCUUCACUUUUUUUGUUUGCAUCAAGCUCGCAUCCAAAACAUAAUUUAUGCUCGUGUAUUAUUCAAUUGUUAGUUCUGCCCUUGUAUACGCUUGCUGAUCACUUUGGUCAUGUGUGUGUGUGCGUGCGUGAGUGUGUGUUCGUGUGUGUGGGUACAUGAGCGCAUGCAUAAGAGAGUGCUGGCGUUUCCAUCUCAGUGGAUCUGUACCCACGCACUUGUGUUACCUCGUCUGAAAAAUCACAAGAAAAGCGAA
Sycon ciliatum is the source of this 1740-nucleotide messenger RNA. Its product is annotated as RAC-gamma serine/threonine-protein kinase-like. NCBI's taxonomy places the organism in Eukaryota, Metazoa, Porifera, Calcarea, Leucosolenida, Sycettidae. The transcript has a single exon. Gene Ontology annotation, biological process: protein phosphorylation. Gene Ontology annotation, cellular component: nucleus; cytoplasm. Gene Ontology annotation, molecular function: ATP binding; protein serine/threonine kinase activity. Bases 93 to 1442 code for a protein of 449 amino acids. The record is from RefSeq and is a predicted model, not a curated record.